AUGAUCAAAUGGUGUGCGGGUCGGGUCUUGGCUGUUCUGUUAGAGGGCUUUGACUCUUUUAUUUUUAAAUGGAAGGAUAAUAUUGAGCAUGAAGUGACUCAGGAAGAUAUAACCCCCUAUGUUGGCAUGGAGUUCGAUACGGAAGAGCAUGCAUAUAGAUUUUAUAACAUGUAUACUGGAUUCGUUGGUUUCAGCGUUAGAAAAGAUUGGAGGAAUACAAGCAAAUUAGAUAAGGAGAUUGUAAUAUCUCGAAAAUAUGUUUGCUUUAAGGAAGGCUUUAAAAGGAUCAAAGAUGAUGAAGGAAAAAUUGUCCGCAAAGAUAUCAGAACAGGAUGUUUAGCACACAUGGUUAUUGGUCGAUCAUCAAAUGGAAAAUAUGUUGUUACUUCUUUUGUGAAAGGACAUAAUCAUGAGCUUGCAACUCCGAGGAGUUGGCAUAAAUUGCCCUCACAAAUGAGAGUUUCUGUUGCUCAAGCGGCUGAAGUUGAAAUGGCAGCUCGUUCUAGUAUACGUCAAAAAUUAAUUUUUGAGUUUAUGAGUCGACAGGCUGGAGGGAGAGAGAAUGUUGGAUGCACAGCUAAAGAUAUCAGAAAUCAUUUGAGUUCUAAGAGGAUGAAGGAAAUGGAAGAAGGUGAAGCAUACACUCUUCUUCAUUACUUUAAAUCAAAGCAAACAGAGAAUCCGUCCUUUUUCUAUGAAAUUCAACUUGAUGUUGAUAGUCAAAUAACUAAUAUUUUCUGGACGGAUGCAAAAAUGGUUUUGGAUUAUGCUUAUUUUGGAGAUGUGGUAUGCUUUGAUACCACUUACCGCACUAAUAAGAAUUUACGACCAUUUGCUCCCUUCAUUGGUUUCAACCAUCAUCGGGAAAGUGUAUUAUUUGGUGCAGCAUUACUAUAUGAUGAAACCGCUGAAUCGUUUGAGUGGUUGUUUAAGACUUUUCUCAAGGCUAUGUGUGGAAAAAAGCCAAAGACAAUUUUCACAUAUCAAGAUGCUGCCAUGGCAAGAGCAAUUGCAGAGAAUGUGCCUUUUUUACAUGAAGGUCUGGAUCCUACAUCACUUGAUAUUAAUAUGAUACAGGAAUUCAAUUCGGGUCCAGGUCCUACAUCACUUGAUAUUAAUAUGACACAGGAAUUCAAUUCACGGGAUAACUUCAUUCCCUGUCAAAGAGAAAAUGAACGUGGUCCUUCACUUCUUCUUUUACCGCGAUGGGAAGACAUUUGA
Messenger RNA from Lotus japonicus, 1221 nucleotides. RefSeq names its product protein FAR1-RELATED SEQUENCE 5-like. Lineage: Eukaryota; Viridiplantae; Streptophyta; Magnoliopsida; Fabales; Fabaceae. Bases 1 to 1221 code for a protein of 406 amino acids. Gene Ontology annotation, biological process: regulation of DNA-templated transcription. The record is from RefSeq and is a predicted model, not a curated record. The transcript is spliced from 5 exons.